Molecule: messenger RNA, 956 nt
Organism: Phalaenopsis equestris
Lineage: Eukaryota; Viridiplantae; Streptophyta; Magnoliopsida; Asparagales; Orchidaceae
Product: ribosomal RNA large subunit methyltransferase E
Exons: 6
Coding region: 94-774 (226 amino acids)
Biological process (GO): RNA methylation
Molecular function (GO): rRNA (uridine-2'-O-ribose)-methyltransferase activity
Source: RefSeq, a predicted model, not a curated record
GCGCAUUAACUCGCUUGCCAUUAAGCUAGUUUGACGCGAUCCCCUUAAAACACCAUUUAGGGUUUAACGAGUCGGGACUUUUUGAGGUGGUCGAUGAGCGGGCCGUGGGCGCCGGACUUCUUUUGGAGAGAGGCGCAACGCCUUGGUUACGUGGCGAGAUCGGCUUUUAAGCUUCUUCAGAUGCAGAAGCAGUUCAAGUUAAUUGGUGCUGGGGCUUCUGUUCUUGAUCUUGGAUGUGCUCCUGGAGCGUGGCUUCAGGUAGCUUGUCGAAGCUUGGGUCCUUUGGAGAAGGGAGGGACAGUUGUGGGGAUUGACCUGAAGAAGGUGAAUGUUCCAUCUCAUCAUUGUGAUUCGAGAGUAAGAACCAUUUGUGCUGAUGUUAUGAAUCUGCGGAAGGAUCAAACUAGGAAUUUUUCUCCCCAGGGAAUGGGUUUCUCUGUGGUACUCUCUGAUAUGUGUCCCAUAGUUUCUGGAAUCACAACAAAAGAUGCUGCUCUGUCGUGCGAACUUGGUAAAAGAGCACUCUCUUUGGCUAUUGGCAAUUCACCGGGCAAAGUUAAUUUGGAGUUGCUUGACGGUUUUGAAGAUGAUAAAAGUGAUAAUGGUGUCCUUCGACGUGGUGGUAAUAUUGUAAUUAAGCUUCUGGAGAGUAAAGAUACAGAAGAUUUUGCGAAAUUUUGCAAGCAUAGGUUCAGAAAAGUGUCAUGGUUAAGGCCCAAGGCUACAAGAUCUUGCUCAAAAGAGAUUUAUUUGAUUUGCCAGGGAUUGUGUUAGCAUGGAUUUCCAGCAAAAAAAUUAGUAAAAUUUACUCCUUGUGCCCUUAGCAAAUUGUUAUAUUGUUCAGUCUACCAGGUUUUUCAACUGAUGCCCAAUGAGGGAGGGGGCAAUGGUGCAUGGAACGAGCACACUAACGCAAUCUAUUGUCGAAAUGAGAAAAAUAAAAUAAAAUAAAAUUG